Molecule: messenger RNA, 2638 nt
Organism: Danio aesculapii
Lineage: Eukaryota; Metazoa; Chordata; Actinopteri; Cypriniformes; Danionidae
Gene: smu1b
Product: SMU1 DNA replication regulator and spliceosomal factor b
Exons: 13
Coding region: 131-1750 (539 amino acids)
Biological process (GO): mRNA splicing, via spliceosome
Cellular component (GO): precatalytic spliceosome
Molecular function (GO): protein binding
Source: RefSeq, a predicted model, not a curated record
GCAAUAAAUACAACAGCACGUGUUUUGGGCGGUCGCGGACACACGGCGAUCACGUGUCUGAGGACCAACACAAGACGAGCAGGAGAGAAUACAGGCAGUCGCAUCCAGACGGAGAGACAGAGCCGCAGACAUGGACCUCGAAGUGGAAUCCGCAGACGUGAUCCGGCUGAUCAUGCAGUACCUGAAGGAGAAUAAUCUGCACCGCACUCUGGCGAUGCUCCAGGAGGAGACCACCGUCUCUCUACACACGGUGGACAGCAUCGACAGCUUCAUCUCGGACAUCAACAACGGGCAGUGGGACAUCGUGCUGCUGGCCAUACAGUAUCUCAAACUUCCCGACAAGCUGCUCAUCGACCUCUACGAACAGAUUGUGUUGGAGUUGAUUGAGUUGGGGGAGUUGGGAUCAGCUCAGUGUUUACUAAAGCAAACUGAUCCCAUGAUCAUGCUGAAACACACUCAGCCUGAGCGCUACUCUCGCAUGGAGACCCUGCUCACACACCCAUACUUCGACUCGCAAAAGGCAUAUCCAGUGGGCAGCAGUAAAGAGAAGCGCAGGCUGGCUAUCGCUCAAGCUUUUGCUGGAGAGGUCUGUUUGGUGCCACCUUCUCGUCUCAUGGGUCUCCUUGGCCAGGGCCGUAUAUGUGAAGGGGCUCUAUAUAGAUUACAGGAGACCAAAGCUCUUAGACAGUUUGGCUCAUUAGCAAUGCUGUCUCUGAAGUGGCAGCAGCACCAGGGUCUCCUGCCUCCAGGCAUGUCUUUGGAACUGUUUCGGGGCAAAGGUGCAUUGAAGGACAUGGAGGAGGAGCGCUUCCCCACACAGCUCAGUCGCCUCAUAAAGUUCGGACCAAAGUCCCAUGUAGAGUGUGCUCGAUUCUCUCCUGAUGGACAGUAUUUAAUCACUGGAUCUAUUGACGGUUUCAUUGAAGUCUGGAACUUCACCACUGGUAAAAUUUGCAAGGAUCUGAAGUACCAGGCUCAGGAUAAUUUCAUGAUGAUGGAUGAAGCUGUGCUAUGUCUGGCAGUAAGUCACGACUCCCACGUGAUCGCCUCUGGAGCCCAGGAUGGAAAGAUACAGGUCUGGAGAAUUCUGAACGGGACUUGUCUGAAUAGAUUGGAACGAGCCCACAGCAAAGCAGUGACCAGUGUCUGCUUCAACCGGGACAGCACUCAACUACUGAGUUCAUCCUUUGACCAGAUCAUCAGGAUUCAUGGUUUGAAGUCGGGAAAGUGUUUGAAGGAGUUUAGAGGCCACACAGCUCACGUAAACGACGUCAUCUACUCUCACGACGGGCAGCAUGUCAUUAGCGCAUCGGCGGACGGCACCGUAAAAGUCUGGACUGUGAAGACAAUGGAUUGCACCCACACAAUAAAAACCCCUGACAUCCCUGAGGGUACAGACAUCACUGUUAACAAUGUUGUGCUUGUUCCAAAGACCCCUGAGCACUUUGUAGUGAGCAAUAGGACCAACACAGUGGUUGUUACGAACAUUCAUGGCCAGGUGAUGAGGAGUUUCUGCUCUGGCGUGAGGGAAGGGGCUGACUUUGUUUGCUGCACGUUGUCUCCACGUGGCGAGUGGAUUUAUUGCGUGGGAGAGGACUAUGUGCUGUACUGCUUCAGCACCAUCACUGGCAAGCUGGAGAGAACGCUCACGGUACAUGAAAAAGAUGUGAUUGGCAUCGCUCACCACCCUCACCAGAAUCUGAUCGCCACAUACAGCGAGGACGGCCUGCUCAAACUCUGGAAGCCCUGAGCCUCCUCCAUCAACACAUGGACUAUGUUAUAUACACACGUGUCUCAUCUUUGUGGUACCCCUGCAAACACACAUCUCUUCCUUUACAUGCCUGCUAUACAAGACUGUCUUCCGUUCAGAGGAUUCAACAACAAUCAUCUCUUCCCUUCAUUAACUGAAACUAACUUCUUAAUGCUAACAUGGAAGAAAAAAAACGCAUGAACGUACUGGUCUUUUCCUAUUAUUAAGGGCUUUGUAGUACUGUCUGUGAUGAUAUCCGCAUGCCAAAUUUAGCCCGGUGGAAAAUAAUAUGGUAAACGUACUGGCUUUCUUUUACAGGCCAUUCUUGAGGUAACCUUGUGCGUUUCUUUGAUCUUUUUGGCCAAAGACAAACUAAUCAGUGUGUAUUUGCUCAUAAUGUGACACUGCACUGGUCUUGGACUCAUUGAGGACAUUAUCGCAUAUUUGUACUUGUGUACAUUUAGAAUUCUGAUAUGUUUAGAGUUCAUACGGUACAAUAUUGUGUUGAUUUUUACAACGGUUUAGUGUGUUUUAACACUCGACCAAGCACAUCUACUCGUACUGCAUGCAGGUGAACAUGAUAUGCAGGUUCUGCAAUACUGUAUGAGAGUAAUCGGUGUGGUUUAUAUUCAGAUAAUUACAGAUUAUUUUCUAUCUAUACAUAUAUAUAUAUAUAUAUAUAUCUUUUUUGGGAAUAGUGGUUUAACACUUCUUUACAGUGUAAGUCUCGGAGUAUCUUACAGUGCUGGUAAAUAUUCAAAUUCAAGCAUGAAUAAUCCGUGACAAUCUACUCCAAAGAUCUGUCGUUAAGAUGCAUCAUUAACUCGUUAGAUGUGGAUUGCUUGAUAUUUGCAGUAGAUUUCCAAUAAAGAUGUAGAGACGUCUUGA